This is a messenger RNA of Solea senegalensis (Senegalese sole), 7087 nucleotides long. RefSeq names its product spectrin repeat containing, nuclear envelope family member 3 (gene syne3). NCBI's taxonomy places the organism in Eukaryota, Metazoa, Chordata, Actinopteri, Pleuronectiformes, Soleidae. The record is from RefSeq and is a predicted model, not a curated record. Gene Ontology annotation, molecular function: actin filament binding. Gene Ontology annotation, cellular component: meiotic nuclear membrane microtubule tethering complex; nuclear outer membrane; cytoplasm. Gene Ontology annotation, biological process: nuclear migration. The transcript is spliced from 18 exons. The coding region runs from base 131 to 3448 and encodes 1105 amino acids.
GCCUGCUGCCAUAACUUUACUGUACACUAGUAAACACACACACAACAGACCAGAGCAACGCGGUUGUCUCAUAGUAGCGGCCAUUCAGCAGAGAAACAAAGAGCAGCUGCUCUCUUCUUCCGGUCUGAGAAUGACUCAGCAGGAGCAGCAGGAUUUCAUGGAGAGCCUGGAGGCAGCGCUCUCCUGGAUGCAGGCCAUCCAGGAGAGGCUGAAGGCUAAUGACAACACGCAGGGACCCCGUGAUGCCCUGGAGGCCCGACUCAGGGAGACAGAGAAAAUCCAUCAGUCGGAGCAUGAAGGUUGGGUCAAGAUGGACCUGGUAAUGGUGGCGGCUGAGAACCUUCUGCAGAGUGGAGAUGAAGAGAUGAGGAACCACACCCACACUAAGCUCAAAGAACUGAAGAGCCUGUGGGAGGAGACAUCUACCUACAUCAUUCACUGUCACAGUCGUAUCGAGUGGGUGUGGCUUCACUGGAGCGAGUACCUGAAGGCUUACGAGGAGUUUGAGCUUUGGCUGACGCGACUGCAGUGUGUCCUAGACACUGGGGUGGAGCUGCAGUUGGGGGUGAAGGAGAAGCUCUGGCAGGUGGACCAGCAGAGAGUGGCGGUCAGUGAUGUCCAUGGACAGGCAGUGCUGUUGGAGAGGCUGUUAGACGAAGCGGCCGCACUGCACAACCGAACUCAGGACCCCAGCGUGGAUUCCCAAGCCCAGAAGAGUCUGCAAGAGGCCUACAGAGAUGUCCGGGACAGAGCUGAGGAGCGUCUUUUGCUGCUUCAGAAGAUCGCAGAGGAGCACCAGACAUACCAAGGCUGCGUUCAGAGGUUCCAGUCCUGGCUGCUGUCGAAAACCAAGGAGCUGACCGAUCUGAUGGACAGAGAGAACACGGCUGAGGACAAGCUCAAAGCCUUACAAGCUCUGGAUGACAGUGUAGCUGGUGAGGAGAAAACCCUCCAACACAUUGAAGGUUUGGCCGAGGCAGUGAGGAGAAGCACCUGUCCAGCAGGAGCAGAGGUGGUGGUGGAAGAGGCUGAGGAGCUGAGGCUUGGCUGGCAGAGGCUUCGACAGGGCCUGUGUGAGGCUGGGGAGGGCCUGCGCUCCAGCCUGGACUCUCACAGUCAGUACAUGUCAAGAAGCCAGCGGCUGGAAGAAGACAUCGGGCGCCUCAGAGUGCUGUUGCAUGAGCUGGACCAUGAACUGCUUAUGGGCCACGAGGCUGAAGACCACACUGACUGCAAUGAGGAGCAGAUGGUGGGCCAGUGGAAGAAAUACACAGGUGUAAGGAAUACACUGGCAGGGGAAGAGUCCCAAGUGGAACUUCUAAAGUCUCAGCUCAAGGAGCUCUUUAAAUUCUCAGUGGACUCACAGCACCUUUCUGAUGAUGUCCUGGCUGUUGUCAAAGAGCAUCAGAGUGUGAAAUCUAGAGCAACCAGGCUGUGUUCCGAUUCAGAGUCAGGACUGAGAAACGUUCUCCAGGAUCCUCUGCUGGUCUACGCCCAGUGGAGUCACAUGGUAUCUCAGGUGUUGGAGGCUUCUGCUGAGGUUACCGAUUUCUCCCACAUCGCCAUGCUGGUUCAGAAGAUAGAGCAUCUGCUGAAGGAAAGUGUCCAGCUCCAGGAGCGUCUGAGUCUGCUGCAUGUGAAGGGAGACCUGCUGGACUCUGUGUUUGGUCCAGAGAGGUCUGAUGGUUUACAGGGUGAUCUAAGUGCUGCCAUCAAAAACAGAGAGCUGCUGCACACCCAGCUACUGCAGAGGAGGAACAGGCUUCAGGCUUUAAUUUCAAGAACCAAGGACUUUGGUGACGCCUACAAUUUGAUACGCUCCAAGCUGGGCCAACUUCGUGACCGACUGACAGCAGCAGAUGUCCUACAGCCUGACAUCUUGGCCAAGAAAAGUCAGUCAGACCAGUUCACGGUAAUCCAGAGGGACAUAGAGGACUGUGAAGCCCACAUCACAGCACUGGAGACUCUGGUCUCCUCCAGUCAGAACAACAGGACUCAGUUUGAACUGCUCUAUGCUGAAUGGAAACAUCUGCACAAGGCAGUCAGGAUAAAGGUCCAGGAAAGUCAGCAGAGCAUCGCAGAUCAUGAGAGCUUCCACGACAGCCUUCUGAACAUAGAGAAAUGGCUGAUGAUCAUGAAGCAAAAGCUUAAGUCCUUUCAAAGUUCCUCAGGAGAAUGGAGCAUCGAAGGUCGCCAGCAUGAAGCUCAGAGAGCACUGGGGGAGUUUCCUGAGAAGGAGAUUCAGCUGCAGCACAUGGAGGUCCAGGGUCAACGGGUUUUGGAGAGGACUUCAGAGGACGGACGGAUCCACAUUGUAUGUGACAUGAAGCGGCUACGAGAGUCCUGGAUGGCCCUCUACAACAUGAGUCUCAAUCUUCACGGGCUACUGAACAGCACCAUUAAGCAUACAGAGUCUGGCUUUAGGAGUAUUGGAGGCGGCACAUUCACACCCGAGGAAGAGGACAGUGAGGUCUGGACAGGAUCCAGAGGAUCCAGAACCCAGAGAGGCCAACAACAAGAUGAAACCGUAGAGUUAUUUGGAACCUUUGCAAGUCCUGUACCAAAAGGCAUGGAGGGAGUGGAUGUGGAGAAUGUGAUUUCAGGGCAAGGUGAGUGGAUCCAGGGUCACUCUGAAGGUCACAUCAUACUGUCGGGACAAGAUGGGGAACAUCUCAGUCAGAACAUCUCAUCAAAGACACACGUGGACAGCAGGCGCUCUUUUAAAGGAGAUGAAGUUGAUUCCUUUGCUUGGAGCUUCCAUGGCGAAAGUCAAACUCACAAAGACACAGAUGGAUUCCUUGACAAUGAAGACUCAACAGUGUCCGACAGUCACGUCUUGAUUGGAGACAGAGGUGUAACAGCACUGACCACAAAGGGGAGCACAGGACGGUACAGAUCCAGAAGGGCAGAGUUUGAAGCCUGGCUGUGCAAAGAGAAUGAACUUCUUUCAGGAAUCCUCAGCAACAGAGGAGCAACAAUCAGCACCAAAGAACUCAAGAUCAGACAGAACACCCUGAAAACUCUGAGAGCAGAAGUGGCCUGGGGUCAAGAGCAGUUCCAGCUGUUGCUUCAGGAAAGUCCGAGCAAAGAGGCUGGUUCUGGGUCAGCAGAGGAUCUGGAUCCGAGUAUGGAGGAACUUCGCUACCGCUGGAUGCUCUACAAGUCCAAACUGAAGGAUGUGGGAGACGUCAGGGUGAGGAAGAGCAGUGCUAAGAGAGUCCAAGCCAAACAAGAGGAGCUACUCAAUGCAGCAAAGAUACAAAAGAAGCCCAGCCUGAUGCAGCGUGUGUGUCGGCUGGCGUUGCCAUUGUGGCUCCUCUUCCUCGCUCUGCUUCUCUUGCUGUUCCUGCUGCCGCUCAUGGACGAAAGCCACAGCUGCUCCCUCUCCAACAACUUUGCCCGGUCCUUCAACGUCAUGCUUCGCUACGAGGGCCCUCCACCCACAUAGGACAAGACAACGUGCAGUAACAUCGAAUGACCAUGGCUAAUGUAGGAAAUGUUAACUGUAAUACUUGACAUCCCACAUUCCCCCGUCCUUUAAUCAUCAUGUAUUAACUGUAACAUGACGUAAACUAUAGAAACUAUACAGCUUUAAGCCAUCAGAUCCUCUGCGUGUCGAGGACCUUACACUCAUUUUAAUGCUUUGACUACCACUAAUACACAUUUGCUCAUUUUACUAUAUAGGAGCUCUGCUGAAACUGAUAAAUCCUACAUUCAUUACCAUUAGUAAAUACUGUAAUACGCAUUUACUAACUGUUAAUUCAUGUUUUAACUAAAUACUUAAUAGGUUAAUUAGGUAUUAAUUCAUACAGGAUUCAAGGAUUUAUAAAGCUACUAGUAAUGUCAGUUAACAGUAAUAACUGUUAACCGUUUAUGAGUACUGAAUAAGUAUAACUAAACUGUAAUUAAGAAUUUAUUAACCAUUAUUAACAUGCUCUUUGUGACCCCUAUUGUAAAGUGGUCAAGUAUCAUUUAACAAAGACCUUAUAAACAUAUAAAGAUGCUAAAUAAUGCAUGGGUACAGGUAUGCUUAAGUAAUUGCUUAACAGAGUUAACUAAUGAUGAUUUAGUGCUACUAUACAUAAAUGAAGGGUCACUUUUAAUCACAUUUACAGUUAUUUAAAGCUUUAAUUAACUGUCAGUUAACAGUUAUUAAUGACAUUAACAGUAGCUUUAUAGACCCCUGAAUAAUAUAUGAAUUAGUAUCUGAAUAACAUUAAUGAAUGAAAGACUGAAACACCAAGAGUGGUGCCAAAUAAUGUAAUGUACUGUACUGAACCGCAUAGAAGCUUUCCACUCAGUGCACACACAGCUGUAGUAAAUGCUUAUAACAGCAUAAUGUCAACAAAAGAACCUUUAUUGUAAAGGCUGCAUACAGUAUUUCUUCAUGUUUGAUGUAACCUCUAAAAGGAUGGACGUCAGAGUAACAUCUGCAAACACCAAAUGUAAUAUUAAUGCAUUUAUUUAAGCCUGUAUCCAUGUAGUCUUUAUGAAGUUGCCACCCACCAGUUUGCAUUGGACUUCAGAAUGAUGCAUCAGUCUGUCUUUAAGCCGAAGUACAUUUCUGCUUUUACCGAGAUCGUUUAUAACAAGAAGAGCUUUUAUCUCCUUCCUGAGAGCUGGAUUUAAUGGAAGUAAACAUGUGGCCACUUGUUUGGUUUAAUCCUUUUUUAUCCAAAUGUCUUUUUUAAUUCAGAAAAAAAAGUUUUCUAUUUUAUUAAGUGGUAAAUUCCCAUAAUUCCUGCCCUCUAGGUGUUACUAUUUUCAGAUUUCUCUGUUAUUCUAGGUUAACAAGAUUAUGUUUUACAUUUAAAAAAAGUACAAUUCUGCUGUUAGUUUAUACUUCCCAAGAGCUGAGCAAACCUGUGGACACUUUAAAAUGGAAGCCUUUUUUACUUUGUUUCGUGUUCAGACACAUUAGACACUUGUUAAUUUAAAAAAGUGCUAUUUUUUAAUGAAUAUCAUAUCCUUUUUAUUCAGAAAAGCGCAGUUUUCUUUUAUUUAUUUUCAGUGAAUGAAUGCAGUUCCAUAGAAUUUCCAUAAUUGCGAGGAGUCACUUCUUGUGUGCCUGCAAUAUUCACUAACAAGAAAAAAAAUCUAAAUUCCUACAGCCAGAUACAGCCUGAUGUCCGUCUUUCUGCCAAACAGUGUGAGAGAAACAGACAAACACAAGCGAGCGAAAAAUAUAUAUAUAAUAUAUCAUAACCAGCCAUAAUGUAUUAUUAUCUUACUGUGUGUCAGUACUUCAUGCAAAGUCCGUAAAAACACUUGAUCUAUCCCUUUAAGAUGUUUCAAUAAGCACCAUAAUCCACCAUUGUUAUUUUUAUUUUUUAUUUUUUUCUGUGUAGCCCAUUUUAACUGAACAACCACCUCAUGAGACCUGACCGUUAUAAGUACAGUUGCUAUUUUGGUUUGAUCCGUCUUUCUUUUUUUUUUUGUCUGGCGUCAUCACCUGACCUAAACCACCUGGCUGUAAUCAGUGUGUGCAAACCCAAAAUAAACCAGAAAACCAACGCAGUCGCACCAUGCUCACCUCCUCCUAAAACACACACCACAACACCUCCUCCACAUGCCGUCACACACUCACCACUUCAUUUCCCUUUUUUGGUUUGAGUGUAUGAGUUGUAUUAGUUUUAUCGUGUUGUCAUGGCAACAGUGGCCACAUUAAGUCUGGCGUCCAGGUUUGUGUUAUGCAGUCUUUGUGUGUUGCGGCUUCACAUGUAUUGCAGCAUGUGUGAUGUUUCCGAUUUUGAGAAGGACUUUAAAGGCUUUAAAGAGCUCAAGUCGCAUCAAAGAAAAAGAUAUUGUAAACACAGCAAAGGUAACUCUAACUUAUGUUGUUGUUUUUUUACAGUUACAGUUGCACGGGAUACUGACACAUAGUCAGCUCUGUAAACCACCUACAGAUGUGUGCUGCUCUGUUAACUCCUCACUCCCUGCGCCAAAGACAAAGUUAGUGAUUUUAUAGCACAGCACACAGGAGAUGUUAAUCCACUGCUGCCAGUGAGGACACGUGUACAAACAGAUUACAGCCACGUUACAAAAGGCUCAUCUAAUAAAACAUCCGCCUGCUUGAGACUACGAUAUUUGAAAAAAAACUUUAGAUUUUAGUAUGUUUAUGUCACUGAAGUAAGUCCAAAUGAAGGAUUUUAAACACAGAACUCUAAAGAGUCACUGAAUGCACUGAUGGAGGCAGCAGUGGACCUGUAACUAUAUAAAUCCAUGUGUAAGACUAGACUGUGUCAGUAUGGACACACGCACAUCAGAUCUGAUCACUUGCAAUACAUAAUGUGAACAGUUGGUCUACUUACAAAUCUAAACAAGGCCCAGUGUCACUAACUCAUACGACCACAUUUACACAGCUAACCCUGUAAGAGUUCAUAUUUCACAUAUUAUCAUAACACACCCACUGGUGUGUAGUGGCAAAAACAUGCUUAUUUUAACAUGCAAAUAUGCAAUAUAUAUACCUUUUAAAUAAAGGUAUAAAAAAAAAAGAAAUGACCAAAAAGCAUACUGAAGGCAUGCAGCUACAUGUAUACUACACAAUCACAUAUACUGAGUGCCAUAACCUUAUGUUUUUAUUCACUAUACUGUACGUCUUUAUAUUUUUUAUUCACUAUACUGUAUGUGUUUUUAGUCCUGUCAUGCAUGUUCAUGUUACAUGACAUGAUGAAUCAGUUAUUAGGCUGGUACUGUACUGCUUUAUUUAUAAUCUCCCUUUAGAGAAGCCUAUGAACGCCUGCACCAGUCACACAUCAUCUGUCAAAGUGCAAAUCAGUAGCUGAUGUAACAAGAGCACUGACUUUAAAUCUCCAUGACAACACGUGCGUCAAACACACAGAAUUGUCAGAACUGAACACAUCAAACAAAUGUUAUGCAAAAAGUCUCUCGUGCUAGUGCCUGCCGACUGAUACGAUUGUUCAAAUCAAAGAUUGACAAGUGAGAGCUUUAAAAGAUGAAAAAAAAUCAAACGUUACCAAUUGUGUUCUUGUAUUUUGAACGUGUCAGGAAGAAAUAAUGUAAAUAAUUUAAGAGCAUGUAGUGAUUCUGUUUAUGCUGAUGAAAUAAAAGACAUUUAUUCCUUUAA